CGCAUGCCGAAGCUUGAAGCGACACGAGUCAUAGCCAAGUUAGUCGGAACAGUCGACAGUCGGCAGUCGGCAGCCAACAAAACAAUCGGAAUCAUCGGGCAGAGCUUCAGUCUUCAGUCGAGCAACGUAACUCGAACGCAACGCAACGGACGGCGGUGCCGCGCAGCAGUACCACGAAAAGACUAGCAAACUAACAAUAAAAACAAUAAUAACAACAAAUUGAAGGAGAGAGCGAGAGACAAGCGUGAAAUACGUCAAAAGCAGCAGCAACAAUUCAUAACAAUUCGUAACACAGCAGGCGACACAUACUCCGGCAUCGACGCGACGGCAACAACAACAACAACAAAACGUGGCUCGUGCACGGGCGAGAACGCUUAUGUAAAGUGUAAUAUGGAAGCAUGUCUUCCACAUCCAGCUCCGUGCUAACGCUGUCAUCGUUCAAUUUAUUAUUUUUCACCCAAGUGCUAACGGUGCUUAGUAUCACCAUCAAGUACAACGAAUACGCAACGGAUAAAGGCGGCAAUUUCAGCAUACCCUGCAUUGCACAGGGCAAUAUUAUGUGGGUGAAGGAGCACGGCAACAAUAACACCAUUAUACAGACGGGUCGAGUGCUGGUGCUGCGCAAUGUGAGUACCUCGGACAGCGGCAUUUAUGUUUGUUUUGCGACGCUGCCAGUGACAACGAGGCAGACGACAACAACAACAACAGCCACAACAACAAGUACAACUGUGACCACAGCAAUAGCAGCAACAUCGAGGACGAUAACAACGGCGACACCAACGACGGCGACGAAGACGACGACGACGCAGGCAGCAACAAUCCCAGCGACAGCAGCAACUACCUCACCGCAGCAGCAGCAGCAGCAGGAGAAUGAAGAUAAGCAGGAAGAGCACAAGCAAAACGUGAAGAUUGCUGAUGAUGAUGAGAAAGGCCAUGACAAUGAGCAGGUCAAGCAGGUGGAGCAGGUGGAGAAGGAGAAGGAGGAGGAGGAGGAAGAGGAGCUGGAGUAUCAGGCUUUUCAGCGCAUCAGGCUAACGGUGCGCACCACUCCGGGCCCCGUGACACAGCUGUACUUCAAGGCCUCGACAAUACUGGGCUUUCUCAUUUGGCGCUUCAAUAAGACGCAAUCGGGCGGCUAUCCUGUGCGCAGUUUCACGGCCGAAUAUCGCAAUGUCUCGUACCGUGUGCCGCCGGCAAAUGUUAGCUACGAACAUGAAUGGAGUCGCAUGGAUCCCAUUAACAUAGCACCCAAUGUGCGUCAAAUGGAAGUCUAUCGCCUGGCACCGAAUACCACCUACGAGUUUCGAAUAUGGGCCAACAAUGAGCUGGGCAGCGGCGAGGUGGUCACCACCAAUGUGACAACAUUGCCGGAGACCAAGGAAGAGGAUCUCAUACGCCUUAUUAAACCCGACUUAGAUAAUUUCGAUCCUCGCAUUUGGAUAGUCGCCGUCAGCAUAGUGCUGGGAACACUUGUGAUAUUAGCCAUCGGACUCUGUAUUGUGCUCUCUAAGGAGUGCUAUCAAUCAACGCAAAUGGAACUUCAAGAUGGUUGGGACAGCAUUGAGCUUAUACCGAAUAUAAUACUUAAUCCCGGUUUCAGUGAAUCUGACGGAGCUAAGAGCGCGCCGCCGUUCACGCGCACCGUUAUCUUUGGCCACAACGGACGAGCGUACGAUGAUGAUGAUGAUGACGAUGAGGAUUACGAGGAGGAACAGGAGCCGACUAUGGAGAAAUUCAAGCGCAAAGUAUCGGUAUUCUUUACAGGUCCCACCAUUAAACGUAUUUGAAAGUACAAAAUGCAAUUCUAUGGCGUUGCUUUCGACUUCACAGAUUCAUUUAGGUUGUUGAUUGUGCUACGGUUCGGAGUUCGCAAUUCAUAUAUACAACACACACAUAUAGUAUACAUUCACUUGUGUCUGUAGAGCUUAUCAAAAAUAAUAGAUUUCGGUUCGGUUUCAGUUGCCAGAACACAGGAUUGAUUGAUUAGUACUUACUGCAAUACGCUAUUAAGGGUUCGCUUUGCUUUACGACAAACAUAAACAAACAAAACCAAAAAUAAAAUCUGAAUAAGAAAGGAGAAAUGCAUUCUAAAUCAUUACGAAUAAGUUCCGACUAACAAAAGUGAGCUUCAUGAAGAACUGAAACCUUAAAAACUAUGAAUCGUUAAACUAAUCUAAACUAAUGCAGUUAAUUUGGUCUCUCAGCUCGCUACAACUUGAAUUAUUUACAGAAAAUGUUGAACAUUUUGUGCUCAUAUUAGAUUGUUCAGGUUGCAGACAGACAUUACUCUUAUAAACACAUUGUGUAUUUUACAUGAUAUAAACAUAAACAUAACUAAUAAUAAUAAUAAAAUGACAAAAAUAUUGCUGUGAUACAAAUUCAAUUGAAAUGGACAUUGUAAGGAUUUAUAAAUACGAGUACUCGUAAAUAGCAAAAUCAAAUUGAAAGACACAAUCCCAAAUUAUGUACGAACAACUAACUAAUUUAGUUACAAGUAACAAGAUAAUAUAUUAUUCGAAUUGAAACAUCAAACUCACAUAUAUUACAUCACAGAUUUGCUGAAAUUCGAUUAUUUAAAUAGUUCUAGCCAAAUGAAAUAGUUUUGAAAAUGCUGUUAAUAAUUUUCUUGUUUCGUUUAGCUUAAAAUUUAGAAAAAAAAAAAACAGAUGAAAACACAACUGUGAAAGAAUUUUAUAAUUAUGCAAAUAUUUUGCACAGUAACGCGCACCAAAAAUAAAAAAUAAAAAAUAAAGAUUAUAUAGUAUACAUAUAUGAAAUGAGAUUAGUUGUUACAUCAACGAAAUGUGCUAUGAUUUAAAAAUCGAUUGUUAAGAACAAAGAAAAGUGCAUAAGAGUUUUUUAAACAUUUUAAAGUGGCAAUGCCGUGUGCUUUAGUUUUCGACUUAGGAGCUACGUACAUAAUUUACAGGAAACAAUUUAAAACCUACAUAUAUAUACAUAUGUAUAUAAAUUAAAUACAAAUAAUAUUUAUAUAGCGUAGUUAAUGUAUCUGAGAUAACUGCUUCCACACAACCCACAAACCCAAAAAAAAAAAAACUAAAAAAAUAUUGACAUUUUUAUGAUACUCUUAAUAGGAACACAUUCAGUUGAAUAAAUAAAUGCAAAAUCAAAAAACGCAAACAACAAGAAAAAACUAGCACAAAAACUAAUAUUAUAAUUAUAUAUAUGAAUAAAUUCGAAAUAAAUUUAUAUACAUACAUGUAAAUUAAGAAAGACUGUAGCUAAUUGUUAAGACACUUAGCCUGAUUGUUUAAUGAUGCUUUAAAUUAUCAAAAUCAAUGUCAAUACUUUACUACCUAUUAUAGUAUUCUGUUUUUUCACACACACAUUUUUCUCGAUUAUUAUUUAGUAUUUUUUUUAGGAGAGAAACUAACUUUAGUAUACUGCACACGCUUAUGCCUUAAAAACUUACGCAUAGGUUCUAGUAGUUAUUGCUUCGAGUUUAUCGUUCUCAAUACGCUUCUCAAAACACAACACAAGAUGAGGUCAGCAAUGAUUUAAUUAUGAAAUUCUGUGCAUAUAGUAUGUAAUCAUUGUAUGUACAUAUACUACAUAUACAUAUAUAUACAUAGCUGCUUUGACUUAAGAUUCCAAGUAAUACAUUGAAGCUCCUAAUGCUUUUUGUAAAUCAACGCUGAAAAUACUAUUUAAAAAAAACUAAAACUGUGGAAAAUGAUAAAAAAUUGGUUAUACUACAAUAAAGUAACAACACUUCACACACACACACACACAAACAAACACACAUACAAUUUGAAAUAAAACAAAGUUUACAUAAUGCAAAAAG
Molecule: messenger RNA, 3805 nt
Organism: Drosophila nasuta
Lineage: Eukaryota; Metazoa; Arthropoda; Insecta; Diptera; Drosophilidae
Product: contactin-2
Exons: 7
Coding region: 399-1787 (462 amino acids)
Molecular function (GO): protein binding
Source: RefSeq, a predicted model, not a curated record